AUGGCAGCCUGCAAACUCGAAACCUUUGAACCCGACUGGGAUGGUCAUGGACUCUGGUGUAUUUUUGCAGACGGCAGUCUCUCUCUGGCGUUAGUCCAGAAGGACUCUGGUCUACCAGUGCCUCGGCUUCAUUUAGACGCAAAGCUUGUGACCCAGGGUUGCCGUUUAGCGGCGUUCCCCAACGGCUGCUUUGUUGCUGAGCGCUCUGGUAGAGUUGCAGCCUAUGUAUUGGACGUUGCCGAUGCAAUCAAGGCCAAAAAACUGGUAAAGGCAUGCUGUAUGGUUGUCGAGAACGGUCGGACGCCCCAGGUUCUCAGCGUUGCAGUUUGCCCACAGCAGCCUCGUACUGGGAACCUUCGCCUAGCACUUCUCUAUGUGAGUGGUGCCCCUGAUCCAGUCAUCUACGCCGCCCAUUGGGACGUUCCGACUGCGCGUGGCAGGCCGCAGACGCAAGUGUGGCAACGUUGGCGAGAGGCACCCAUACUCGACGGAUUUCUGGGCGUCGACGACGGAUACACCUGGCUGCUGUGCGCAGACGGUUAUCUGCUUGUCCUAGACCAGCAGCUGCGAAUUUGCAAACGCUUCGAACUGCCGAGUGCAGCGCCCUGGGAUCGCAUGCGCCCUGACACACCGUCUCAGCGACUUGUUCUGGGCUCUGCCACAGGCUCGAUACUCUGUUGUUCGGUAAUGUUGACCCGCAGCAACAGCCUCGAUGCGCAUAACGUAUCCGAUUCAAUGAACGGCCUUGAACUGGCAUCUAGGGUGAUUUGUAACAGGGAAAGCGGUGCAGGUACUCUGGCCGAUACAUCGACCAGGCUGCUGAGCGAUUUCUGUGGCGCACGAGGAUUCGUCCUCGCUGGUUUCAGCGACGGUACGUGCGAAUUGCGGAGCGAGGCAUUCGAUGUCGAGUUACAAGGCGAGCGUGCUGGAGCCUACUGGUCCUGGCGCCAAGAACCGGUCCAGAUGCUGCGCGUGGAUCGCCAGCAAACCAGAAUCUGGGCCUGGUGUCCGGGCGCUGCCAUUCUACUCUGCUGGAACGCCAGCUGUCUGCCGGUUGUGGCUUCGCAUGGUGCUCGGGACGGUUCUUCAGUGGCCGCUAGCCGAGAAACGACGACGAUGAGUGCGUUCGAGUCGCAGCGUCAGCGAAUGCCGACCGAUUUCGUUGUAUCUGCAUCCAAGGUCGUGACUGCUUCGGACUGGCGUCGCACGAGCAUGCACCAUACGCACGAGACUGGAUCCGGUGCCGAUGAAAGAAGCACGCCACCAAUGCACACCGGAUCGGAACGCGAACGCCAUGACACACGCCAGCUGGCGAGUGCUGCGGAGGCCAGCCCGCGAAGCGGCUGCACCCUCUCGCCGGAGCCUUUCCAAUGCCUUCAGGAGCUCGCAACAAUUCUGGAUACCCAGCGGGCAGCCAUCAGCACAUCGCUCGCAACAUUGGACCGGCGCCUUCAGCAACUGGAGGGCGCGCCCCGUCUACAACGUCAUCCAAGAGCAAGUACCGCUGCGGACGCCGCCGCGUCUGCACAGCAGUCCGAGCAACUUCCCGGAGCGUGCUGCGGUCCAAGUGACGAAUACUCGCUGUCGUGGAACGCCAUGGCGCUGGUAAUCCGUGAUUUGCGCCUAACGCUCACGGAACUGCGCAUCCAAUACGAAGCCCAGUGUCAAACGGUGUAUCGAUCUAUCGAUGCGCUCAGAUCGGGCAAUAGCAUCGCCGGCCCGAACUCGGUGCCUGUGAGUGGUGCUCGUUCCCCAACAGAGGCGUUGGGUCAAAGCGAAUCGACCGUAUUGCAACUUGAGCGUAGCCUGCUUUUGCCGUUACAGCAGAGCCGUCAUUUGCAGCAUGAACAUGAUGAACUCUUCCAGGAAUUACUCCUGGAGAACGAAGCACUCCGAAAUCGGAUGCGGGAACUCAACGAGGCCCUGGAGACAGUUGCUGCAGCCAAUCAGGCGCUGCGUCGGGAGCAUGCCCAGCAAGCGCGGCAACUCGCUGACAUCCAAGCAGAGCGCUGUCGCCUCGUGCAGCAGCUCCGAAGCGCUGUCCGUGCUGCACGAUUCUUCUCUGAAACGCGUCCGGAGCGCGCUGAAUCCGAGCUGCGUGAACCCAUCUGCGUUGUCCAUGGAUCCACAAAGACGGCAACGAGUCGAGAGGACUCGUUUCCCUGA
Cyanidioschyzon merolae strain 10D is the source of this 2166-nucleotide messenger RNA. RefSeq lists its product as hypothetical. NCBI's taxonomy places the organism in Eukaryota, Rhodophyta, Bangiophyceae, Cyanidiales, Cyanidiaceae. The record is from RefSeq and is a predicted model, not a curated record. Bases 1 to 2166 code for a protein of 721 amino acids. The transcript has a single exon.